This is a messenger RNA of Gastrolobium bilobum, 1241 nucleotides long. Its product is annotated as 1-aminocyclopropane-1-carboxylate oxidase homolog 12-like. The record is from RefSeq and is a predicted model, not a curated record. The transcript has 3 exons. Bases 18 to 1178 code for a protein of 386 amino acids. Lineage: Eukaryota; Viridiplantae; Streptophyta; Magnoliopsida; Fabales; Fabaceae.
CCUUGUGAUUAUUGGAAAUGGAGGUAAACAUGGUGACCACUGAUGCAGGUCAAGUUGAAGCAAAUCAUGAAUCAUUCUUUGAUAGGUAUGCAGAACUGAAGGCUUUUGAUGAAUCAAAAGCAGGUGUGAAGGGACUUGUUGAUGCUGGUUUAUCUAAAAUCCCAAGGAUAUUCAUUCAUGAGCAGCAUAAACUCAACAAAUCUUCCUCCUCUUCUUCUCCUUCUUCUUCUUCCCUUGACACCAAGCUUAAUAUUCCUGUCAUAGACUUGGGAGAUCUACUUGCAGACACUAGUUCACGCAAUAAGAUUAUAGAGAGAGUCAAAUAUGCAUGUGAGAAAUGGGGGUUCUUUCAAGUGGUCAAUCAUGGUGUUCCAUCCAGUGUUUUAGAUGGCAUGCUUGAUGGGGUGUGCAGAUUUCAUGAGCAGGACACUGAAGUGAAGAAAGAAUUCUAUACGCGUGAUUUGACCAAAAAGGUAUAUUAUAUUACCAAUUUUGAUUUGUAUGCAUCACCAGCAGCAACUUGGAGGGACACCCUUUCUUUUAUAAUGGCUCCUCAGCCUCCUAAUCCUGAAGAACUUCCUGAUGUUUGCAGAGAUAUCACAAAUAGGUACUCAAACUAUGUCAAGGGACUAGGGACAAUUCUGUUUGAGUUGCUUUCUGAAGCAUUAGGCCUCAAUCCAAGUUACCUCAAGGACAUAUAUUGUGCAGAGGGACUUUUCAUUCUUGGCCAUUAUUACCCACCUUGCCCUGAGCCAGAACUGACUAUGGGCACCAAUGGUCAUUCUGACAGUAGCUUUCUCACUGUUCUCUUACAAGACCAACUUGGUGGCCUCCAAGUCUUGCAUGAAAACCAGUGGGUUGAUGUCACCCCCAUUCCUGGUGCUUUGGUCAUUAACAUUGGUGACUUGAUGCAACUAAUCACCAAUGAUAAGUUUAUCAGUGUCCACCACAGAGUUCUGGCCCAAAAAUUAGGUCCAAGAGUUUCUGUUGCAAGCUUUUUUAGGCAGCGUCUUCAACCUGAGACUUCAAGACUAUAUGGACCUAUAAGUGAGUUGCUGACAAAGGAGAAUCCUUCAGUUUACAAGGAAAUCACAAUACAAGACUUUUUGGCACACUUCUUUGCCAAAGGGAUAAAUGGUACCUCUACACUUGAACGUUUCAGGCUGUCUAACCAUUAGGAUAAUCUUGGAAGUAAGCACCUUCAAGUGGAGCUUGAAAGUUGUUAUUAUGAGAAAUCUCAC